AUGGCAACCAGACUCCUUCAAGCCAAUCUGCACCGCGCUCGUCAAGCCAUACCGCUCUUUGAGUAUACAAUGGUGGAGCGCGGUGCAGAAUUGGGGAUAGCGGCGGAGCCCCACUAUGUUCCAGAAAACCAUCCCAGAUGGUUCGGGGAUGAACUGGGCUCCGUCGCUAUCACAUGGAGGGCGAACAAGAACUCCCUUCCUGCAACCCAAUUAGGUAAAGGGAGUAGGUUCGUUGUGGCCAGGUGGGGGGCCCUGAUCAUGGUCGGGGUUUACCCCCCAACAAAGAGCCUGGAUCUACCAGACUUUAGGUCCAGGCUCCAAGAUAUAGGGAGGGCCGUUAGGCGAUACCUCCCGGGGCCUGUCAUUAUCGCCGGGGACUUAAAUGCGAAAUCGGAGCUGUGGGGUUCCCGGCGAGGUGACAGGCGGGGAGAGGAGGUUGAAAACUGA
Molecule: messenger RNA, 447 nt
Organism: Harpegnathos saltator (Jerdon's jumping ant)
Lineage: Eukaryota; Metazoa; Arthropoda; Insecta; Hymenoptera; Formicidae
Exons: 1
Coding region: 1-447 (148 amino acids)
Molecular function (GO): catalytic activity
Source: RefSeq, a predicted model, not a curated record